UGAUGAAACCAUUGACUGUAUCAUCGUGACCCUACGUCCGUAGACCCUCAAUAUGGACGCUGCCAUCGCUCGAAAGACAUUCGAGCUGAAUAAUAACGUCAAGCAAAUCGAUCAUGUCGAGCAAAUGUUCAAGUAUUCUCGCGAGGAGGAGAAGGCACUCGAUGAUCAGGCGCCUUGGAAGACUGAUCCGCAUUACUUCCACACCGUGAAGAUCUCAGCGGUCGCGCUGAUCAAGAUGGUCAUUCACGCUCGCUCAGGAGGCAUCUACGAGAUCAUGGGCGUCAUGUAUGGCAAAGUCAAAGAUGGAGAGUUCUGGAUCAUGGAUGCAGCGGCGUUACCGGUCCAAGGGACAGAAACGAGAGUCAAUGCGGGUCUCGAGGCUUCCGAAUAUAUGGUCAGGUACCAGAUGGGCAGUCAAGAGAUUGAAAAGAAUGAGCUUUUGAGAGGAUGGUAUCAUUCACAUCCAGGUUAUGGAUGCUGGUUGUCCGGUAUCGACGUCAGUACUCAAAAGACCAAUCAAGAGCAUACCGAUCCAUACCUCGCCGUCGUCAUCGAUCCCAAUCGGACCGUCUCCGCUGGCAAAGUGGAGAUUGGUGCGUUCAGGACAUACCCAGAUAAUUACACUCCCUCCGGUUCAUCGUCCUCCCAGUAUCAAUCUAUCCCCAUGGAUAAGAUUGAAGACUUUGGUGUCCAUGCCAAUGCGUACUAUCCCCUCAAGGUUGAAAUCUUCAAGAGCAAGCUUGAUGAACAACUCCUGGACCUGCUGUGGAAGAAAUACUGGGUGGCGACGCUGAGUCAGAGCUUGCUCAUUUCAAAUCGCGAAUAUGCCACUUCGCAGGUAUCUGACCUCGCCACCAAGCUCGCUUCCGCUGCAGAAUCGCUCAACCAUUCGUCUGGUGGUGGAUUAUCGAUCAAAUCCGCCCAUGAACACAAAGGCGCGAAGGGCGACGACACCAUCAAGGGCGACAGGUCAAAGACGACCAUAGAGAGUGUAGAGGUGCAGGAGACUGCUCUCAACAGAGCGACGAAAGAUAGCACCCGGAUCACCGCCGAAGCUCAUAAUGGCUUGACGGCGCAGAUUCUCAAGCACAGACUUUUCAACACGCCUCUUAACGAGACUCUUGACCCUCACGUAGCUCAGCGCGCUGUGAGAGGGGCCAUGUGAGAUCCUGUAGACGAUUCUUUGCCAUUGUAUAUAUAUCAGCCACACCAAUUUGUAUGCAUCAUCCUUCGGGC
This is a messenger RNA of Kockovaella imperatae, 1236 nucleotides long. RefSeq names its product JAB1/Mov34/MPN/PAD-1 ubiquitin protease-domain-containing protein. The transcript is spliced from 10 exons. Gene Ontology annotation, cellular component: COP9 signalosome; cytoplasm. Gene Ontology annotation, biological process: protein deneddylation. Gene Ontology annotation, molecular function: deNEDDylase activity; protein binding; metallopeptidase activity. NCBI's taxonomy places the organism in Eukaryota, Fungi, Basidiomycota, Tremellomycetes, Tremellales, Cuniculitremaceae. Bases 53 to 1165 code for a protein of 370 amino acids. The record is from RefSeq and is a predicted model, not a curated record.